UGCUUUUGCGGACAUGUCAUUUGUUAGACACAAUGAAAAUUGUAUGACUGAACCAAACAAUGCCUUAAACCGUUAGAUGGAUAGAUGCAUCAAAGGGUCAAAAUAAAUCAAGAAAAUAAAGCCAAUACGCGGUCGUUCUGCUCACACUCUCCAAACGAAAAUUCUCUCGCAUUCGCACAACUCUCGUGCUUUUUUCUGCUCUCACCAUCGUACUCCGUCGCGCCGCCGUGAGCAUGCCCAUCAGAUGGAUUCUGCACUGGCAACCCCACCAAGGAACGGUGGUGAACAGCCACACCCUCAACGAAAUCUCACAGUGCGUGGAGAACAUCAAUGGCGUCAAAGAUGGAAGAUGGAAAUCCACCCUCACUUUCUACAGACCCAAUUUGCGAGACCAGUCCAUUGCUACCGAUUUCCCGCGAGAUUUCCUCGGGAUUUCGCUUAUGGAGCAGCCCACCAAAUACUACUUCAUCAUUCGCGGCCAUAAGAUUGUUGUUGAAGCUGAUUCUUCAAUCCUCACUAUCAUGGAGAAACUCCAGUCUUACAAAUCCAAAGUCGCCCUUAAUUUCGAGGGAGUGCAGUAUAAACUGGGUGACUUUCAGCUCAGAGUGAUUAAAGUUGUUCCCAAUCAAGCUGAAAAUCUCAGAGGGAUUUUAAUGGAGAUUGAGUACCUCCCUAUUUCCUCAGUUGAAAAAUCCAGGCCAAUCAUGGAAGAGUUCAUUGAAAUAUGGCGAGAAGUCCUGUCUAAAAAGUCAUUACCCGGCCAUUUCAUGCGUGCAGAACCGAAUUUUAAAGAAUAUGGGCUCGGUGACACUUAUACUCCGCAACAUACAGCUGUUCAGUACGCUGCAGCUUUGGCCCAACUGAUUGCAUCAGUGCAGUUAAGGAACUAGGACCAUUCUAGGUUUUCCGUUCCCACCUCUUGCUUGAAAAAGACUACACACUUCCCAUGAGGUGAACCACCAAGGAAAAUUUGAAGGGGUUGGUUGGGGGGCUGAUGUUUGUAAUGUUUUCUAGUUAUCAAAGGCAACAUCUUUUGUUACUGAACACGACGAAUGUAUAACAUUGUGAUUGGGAAAGUAAAUUUUGUUGUCUCUUUA
Messenger RNA from Lotus japonicus, 1097 nucleotides. RefSeq names its product mediator of RNA polymerase II transcription subunit 20a-like. Gene Ontology annotation, biological process: regulation of transcription by RNA polymerase II. Gene Ontology annotation, molecular function: transcription coactivator activity. Lineage: Eukaryota; Viridiplantae; Streptophyta; Magnoliopsida; Fabales; Fabaceae. The transcript has 3 exons. The record is from RefSeq and is a predicted model, not a curated record. Gene Ontology annotation, cellular component: mediator complex. The coding region runs from base 234 to 890 and encodes 218 amino acids.